Neurospora crassa OR74A is the source of this 1153-nucleotide messenger RNA. Its product is annotated as HPP family protein. Bases 54 to 1070 code for a protein of 338 amino acids. Lineage: Eukaryota; Fungi; Ascomycota; Sordariomycetes; Sordariales; Sordariaceae. The transcript is spliced from 2 exons. The record is from RefSeq and is a predicted model, not a curated record.
CUCAACCCGACCAAUUUUAUUCGCAAAAACCUACAACUACACUCAACUGAACCAUGCCCAAACCAUGGUACCGCACCCGUCCAACAACAUGGCAUCUCGAAAUAGACCACUUCAUCAACCCGUUUAUUCCAGCCUCCUUUUUAGCGCAUUUCCCGACGCCCAUCUCUCACUUUUUGGGAUAUCGAAGCCCAGCAUCACAACGGACGAAGAAGCCGGCGCUGGGGAACUUGGCAAUUAUUCUGUUUGCGUUUGUGGGCGUGUUUGUGACGAUUACGAUUAUUGGGGCGGUGGGGGAGCAUUAUGAGGGGUUUCGUGGGAGGGGGGUGCCGGUUGUUGUGGGGAGUUUUGGCGCAGCAGCAGUCCUCGACUUCUACGCCAUCGAAUCCCCCCUCUCCCAGCCCCGCAAUGCCAUCGGCGGCCAACUUCUCUCCUCCAUCGUCGGCAUCUCCAUCGCCAAACUCUUUGCCCUCUCCCCGCACUUUGAAUCCAUCCGCUGGGUGGGGGCCUCGCUCGCCUGCGCCUGUGCCACGGCCGUCAUGGCGCUCACGGGAACGGUACACCCGCCCGCGGGCGCGACGGCCCUCAUGGCGGUUUUGGACGACCAGGUGCAGGCGCUGGGCUGGUUCUUGAUUGCGCCCGUGAUGCUGGGGUGUGCCAUCAUGAUGUGCUGUGCGCUGGUGGUAAAUAAUUUGCAGAGGAGGUUUCCGAUUUAUUGGUGGAGUCCGGAACCUACAGGGGAGUUUUGGGCGGGCAAGGGGAAGAAGGGGGAAGAAAAAGAGGUGGCUGGCUUGGAGAAGGGGGCAAGUGGUGGUGGUAAAGAAAGUGAAGAGACGAGGACGGGGUCAAGUUCGGAGUCGCGACUGGGGAGAGGAGCGAGGAGUGAUGAGACGUUGCGAGAUGUGGAUAUUGAAGCGCAGAGUUGCGGGGCAGUGUCCGAGUCGGGGGAUGAUGAUGAUGGUGAGAGAGGACUGAGGGUGGUGAUUUCGAGGGGCGGGGUGGAGAUUCCCGAGGGUCUGAGUUUGAGGCCGGAGGAGGUGACGUUCUUGGAGACGAUAUGUAAACGGUUAUGAGGGAGAGCAGGCGUGUUUGAGCGUUCUUCGAGUUAGCUUCCUAGAGAUACCAUUGUUUUCCAGCCCGUUUUGGUGAAUAAACC